Messenger RNA from Nannizzia gypsea CBS 118893, 1440 nucleotides. RefSeq lists its product as hypothetical. The record is from RefSeq and is a predicted model, not a curated record. The transcript is spliced from 2 exons. Gene Ontology annotation, biological process: protein targeting to membrane; peptidyl-L-cysteine S-palmitoylation. The coding region runs from base 1 to 1440 and encodes 479 amino acids. Gene Ontology annotation, cellular component: endoplasmic reticulum palmitoyltransferase complex; extrinsic component of endoplasmic reticulum membrane. Lineage: Eukaryota; Fungi; Ascomycota; Eurotiomycetes; Onygenales; Arthrodermataceae.
AUGGCGCGGGAAAAUCGCCGUGCCCCGAACAGUCUUUCUCAGGAAAGUCCUGUCCGCACCACAAAAACGGCCUUUUCAACUGCUCGACGUUCACAAACCGUAUCAUCGCGGGAGGCCGAACACGACGAAUCCCACACAUACAUCCCCCUCGUCCCGAUUUUGACGCCGGAAUACUCUGCAGAGCUCCAGCCUUCGUUUCCAGCGCGCCCAGAGCCGUUGUACAGUCGACAACCUUCGCCUUCUCUCUCUCAGGGCCGCAUCCAUUGCAUUCGCCAGCAAUCACGCGAACAGCCGCCUCCUUUACUCCCUAUAUUCAGAUACUCUCGAAACCCGCCUUCUUCGAGUCUCUGGAACCCUGUUAAUUACAUUCCACGUCCCGCUGCCCGCUCGUCCCAGCAGCAGCGCACAGCUCUUACAGGCGAUUCUCGACCAAAAAGGGACGCCGAUCCGCUACUUACCCUCCCCGAGCGUCGGAGAAUUCGCUCCCAGCAAUCCAGCGUAGCAGGUGUACCUUUCAAGAGGGGCGUAGACGAACCUGAAACCGUCGGUCGUACCAGCGUCGGACUCCCUCGCGGACAUAAACGUGGAGAUACCUGGGGAGACAUUGAAAUGGUGAACUAUCCCGGAUCUCCUGCAGGACAGAGGAAUGACCUAAGACCGCCAGAACGCCCAUAUGCAGUCAGAAAUGGCAACCUUUUCUCGAUGAAUGGCAGUCCCGCUGCACAACAGCAUCCGGAUGACCCUCCAGAAACCCCUCGACAUGUUAACUCUCAUCAGUCUGCUAGACCGCAGACAUUCAUUGCUGUGCCUCCGGUGAAUGCUAAUAAUGCCUCAAUAAAUCCUCAGUCACCUAGUGGGCCGCCCAAUGGUGACGCCACAGAGGAACUGAGCUGGGGACCAGCACAUCCAUGCUUUCCACACAUGAACACCCAUGUAUCCCUAAAUUCGGAGGAUUACGUUCACACUCGAGUAAUCCGGAUACGGCGGGACUGGAUGGUCAAAGGAGACCUUGCACCUACCUUCUCCAACUUAUACCCAGAGAUUCUUGAUCCCCUCUUGGGCGAACAAGAGUUCCGAAGCAUCAUCACCAAGAUAAACGAGGAGCUUAUCAUCGCGUUUGAUCCAUAUGGUGCGCGCAACUGGUUUGAUGGGAUAAUGGGGUUUUUGACUGGCUGGAUAUGGGACGAUCUAGGAGCCAGCCGCAUCAAAUCUCGAAUCAAGGGGCUCGAAGCAUGGAUAGAUAAGUGGAAUCGCGAAGUCGGCGCUCCAGAAGGUGUCAAGAUAUGGGGGCCUCGACGGACUGGCUUCCUCUCCCUGGAUAUACAGAUCCCAGAUCCCAAGAUUGGCAUCGUGGAAAGCGACGGCGGCUCCGAUGUAGGGACAAGAACCAGACCCAGCACUGCGAACACACGGUUACAUGAACGACCACAGCAUGUGUGA